AUGGGCAAGUGUGGCUUCAUCGCAAUUGUUGUAGCAUUGUUAUCUGUGCUACUGGGGGUGAGGAUAGUCAAUUUAAGGAAGAGGGCCCUCGCCUCUCGAGAGCUGGUCAACAAACACCUCCCCAAUUGUGUACCACUGAAGAGUCUGAAUGAAGGUUCAGAAGAUAUCACUGUGUUUGGGGAUGGACUAGCGUUCGUCAGCACUGGUCUGAGUUAUCCUGGAAUGCCCUCUUCAGACGCUCCCGGAAAGCUCUUUCUCCUUGACCUGAAAGACUCUCGGAUGAAGCCAGCGGAGCUGCGAAUGCCGAGAAAUUUUGACCUUGAGACAUUCAACCCUCAUGGCAUCAGUGUCUACACAGACCCAACUGAUGGCGCAGUGUACCUUUUUGUCGUGAAUCAUCCUCACCUCAAAAGCCAAGUAGAGUUAUUUAAGUUUGUUGAAGAAGAACUCUCCCUGUUGCAUAUAAAGACCUUCAAACAUGAACUUCUUUAUAGGGUGAAUGAUAUUGUGGCUUUGGGAGUGGAUCGUUUCUAUGCCACCAAUGAUCACUAUUUUUCACAUGAAAUACUUAAAACAUUUGUGGAGCCUCUUCUGUGUCAACCAUGGACUAACGUUGUGUAUUACAGUGCAGAGACAGUUAAAGUUGUCUCUGAGGGAUACUACUUUGCCAAUGGCAUCAACCUGUCACCAGACAAAAGGUAUAUAUAUGUGAUGGAUCUACUUGACCAAAAUGUGCAUGUGUUGGAGAGGAAAGAAGACAAUGCAUUGGCCUCUGUCAAGGCCGUAGCUGUGGGCUCACUCUGUGACAACAUAGAAGUCAACCCUCAAACAGGUGACCUGUGGUUGGGCUGCCAUCCUAAUGGAUGGAAACUUUUGAAAUAUGACCUUAACGAUCCACCGGGAUCAGAGGUCAUCUGCAUUAAGAACAUUCAUUCAGAAGAGCCUGUGGUGACACAGGUAUAUGCUGAUGAUGGUCAUGUAAUUAUGGGCUCCUCUGUAGCUACGACUUAUGCAGGAAAACUGAUCAUUGGGUCAGUCUUCCAUAAAACCUUGUGCUGUGAUUUAGACUAG
Messenger RNA from Nerophis lumbriciformis (worm pipefish), 1071 nucleotides. Lineage: Eukaryota; Metazoa; Chordata; Actinopteri; Syngnathiformes; Syngnathidae. The record is from RefSeq and is a predicted model, not a curated record.